Myripristis murdjan (pinecone soldierfish) is the source of this 1535-nucleotide messenger RNA. Its product is annotated as CCN family member 1-like. The transcript has 5 exons. The record is from RefSeq and is a predicted model, not a curated record. Gene Ontology annotation, molecular function: heparin binding; integrin binding. Lineage: Eukaryota; Metazoa; Chordata; Actinopteri; Holocentriformes; Holocentridae. Gene Ontology annotation, cellular component: extracellular region. Gene Ontology annotation, biological process: positive regulation of cell differentiation; positive regulation of cell migration; signal transduction. The coding region runs from base 76 to 1182 and encodes 368 amino acids.
AACAAGGACCCGUCAGUUCAACUUGUGCAUCUCACUGCCAAGCUUGCCAUUUGAUAGAAGGGAGUCUUGCACUUAAUGUACCAUCAGCUUUUGAAGAUGUGGACAGUCUUUGUUGUUGCUUUCCUCUGUGGGACUCUUACUUUGGGCUCAGCAUCAUGCCCAAAGGAAUGCCGCUGUCCUCCGGAGGUGCCCAGAUGUGCCAAUCUCAUAAUGGAUAACUGUGGUUGCUGUAAAAUUUGUGCACGGCAGCUCAAUGAGGACUGCAGCAAGACAGAGCCAUGUGACCACAUCAAAGGACUUGAGUGCAACUUCGGAGGAGGCACAGCUAAAGGCAUCUGCCGAGCAAAAUCGGAUGGAAGAUCAUGUGAGUUCAAUAACAGGAUUUACCAGAAUGGGGAAAGCUUCCAUCCAAACUGCAAACACCAGUGCACGUGCAUGGACGGUGCUGUUGGAUGUGUGUCCCUGUGCCCACGUGAGCUCACGCUGCCCAGAUUCGGCUGUGCCAAGCCCAGGCUGGUGAAGAUGCCAGGCCAUUGCUGUGAACAGCUCGUUUGUCUUGAAGAAGGGAGAUCCAGAUUCAGGAAGCACAGCAAGCAGCACAGACAAUCUGAAGACGACCUCACCAGCAGGAAUGAACCGGCUCCAGUGAGGAGAGGAGGACCCAAGUCGUUACCUGAAGCUUUCACAUUUCAGUCCAAGGAUCCUCUGUCAUCCAAAGGAAGGACGUGUGUGAUCCAAACCACAGCAUGGUCCCCUUGUUCCAAGUCCUGUGGUACUGGGGUGUCAUCUAGGGUGACCAACAACAACAGCCGGUGCAAACUGGUGAAGGAGACUCGGCUCUGUGAAGUCCGCCCGUGCAACCAGCCAGCCAGCUUGAAGGAUGGUCAGAAAUGCAGCCACAUGGAAAAGGCCAGACAUCCAAUACACUUGUCCUACGCAGGCUGCCUUAGUCUUAAGAAGUUCCGGCCCAGGUACUGCGGGUCCUGUUCAGACGGGCGGUGCUGCGGGCCUGACCAGACCCAGACGCUGCCCGUCCGCUUCCGCUGCAAAGACGGAGACACCUUCAGCAAGAACGUGAUGAUGAUCCAGUCGUGCAAGUGCAGCCUGAACUGCCCCCGCAGCAACAGCAAGCCUCCUGCUCUCUACAGACACUUCAGUGCUUUCCACACACUGAGAGCAUAAAGCAGACUCACAGCAGCAUGGGUUUGAGUGGAAAGGUUAAGUGUUGAGUGACAGGGAGGACGCUGACAAACAAAACAAAUGAAACGUGAACAAAUUUGCACUUUUAGGCUGAAAUUCAUAAUGAAAUUCAUUGUUUAGAAUUUUGCUUCAUAACACUGGAGCUUGAUGAUUUGCUUCUUUUUGAAGUUAUUAUGUAACAUUACAUUUUUUAUUUUUUUUAUGUCCAGUUUUAUUUUCAUACUUCACCUAAGGUCCUAAUCACUAGACAGUUCCACUAACAUGGAAAUCACAUAUAUAAUGGCAGCUGUAACAUAAAUCAUUAUAAAAUAUCUUAUGUUUUUGUAUGUUUUCUA